Messenger RNA from Zychaea mexicana, 1769 nucleotides. RefSeq lists its product as uncharacterized. NCBI's taxonomy places the organism in Eukaryota, Fungi, Mucoromycota, Mucoromycetes, Mucorales, Lichtheimiaceae. Gene Ontology annotation, molecular function: protein binding. The coding region runs from base 49 to 1599 and encodes 516 amino acids. The transcript is spliced from 11 exons. The record is from RefSeq and is a predicted model, not a curated record.
CCCUUUUCUUUUUUCUUUCUGUUUCGAUUUCAAACUGCUGUUGUAUAAAUGGUGAAUUGGCUCGCUGCUUCUCUGCUAGCCGCUGCAACAGCAGUUUCCGUACGAGCAGAUACGCCGUCAGGUCGUGCUAAUCAUGGUUGCGCUCUACUUGGAUCGACAAUCUUUUGCUACGGUGGUGCAACGCGAGCUGCUGAUGGAACCACUACAGCAUUAAAUAGCAAUCUUUUCUACUACCUCGAUCUAUCUGAGGAAAAGAGCGUCACCGAUCUUCGCGGUUCAUGGACCGCAUUCAGCGGUGGAAACGUCGGACCGAAUUACUAUUUUGCAAUUACAGCAUUACCUACCGGGAAUAGCUUUGUAAUUGAUGGUGGCCGUGGAGCUGGAACGGAUGGGCUUACUACCCAAGCAAUUACAGUCUUGUUUAACGCAACUGGCCAAGGAUCAUGGAGUACAGAUAUCCCCUCUGGUGGCCAUCCUCUAGUAGACUCUCAUACCGCUGUCUCCGAUGCAGACAACAAUGUCUAUCUUAUAGGUGGUAGGAGUAGCGCUUUCUAUAGUAACAUCACGGGUCCCAUGCAAUUUCCCACACAAAUGGCAAUUUUUCGGCCACCUGAAACAUGGAGCUCAACGCCAGCUACUUUACGGUCGACCUCUACUCAAACCCGAUUACACCACAAAGCUGUGAUGGGACGAGACGGACAUACGAUUUACUAUGUUGGUGGUGUUUACCCUGCUCAAGCAGCAGAACAAGGAUCAGCUUAUUACUAUGGUCAUGUCCCAAUGAACGAUAUCUUGAUCUAUGACACUUCAAGCUCAACGUGGAGCACUAGAAACGCCACCGGUUUACUACCCACUCCUAGAAUGGAUCACACGUUAACCAUGAAGCCUAGUACUGGAGAGCUUAUUGUAUACGGAGGAACGCAGCUCGAUUCUUCGCAACCUAUAGGUGACUUUUUCUAUAUUUUAGACACGCAGGAUAUGACCUGGAGCAACCAGUCGCUUACCGCUGCCGAUGGUGCAAAUGGUGCUGGUGCCCGAUUUGGGCACGAAGCUGUUCUCGUUAACAACAGCAGCUUAUACAUUAUCUUUGGUGCGAAUCAGCAAGGAUCUACACCAGGAUUAUUCUUACUUGACAUCGAAUCUUACCAGUGGCAGGUGACUUCACCUGCUGUUCACGUUGAUUCAUCGGAUGGAGGGCCAAACGGAGGAAUUGGAAAUGGCGACGGUGAUUUAUCAUCUGGUGAUGGCGGCGGCGACAGUGACAACAUUGGAACUAUAGUUGGCGCAGUAGUCGGAUCGGUCGCUGGAAUUGGAAUUAUCGGUGCGGCUUUGUUCUUCUUCCGCAGACGACGCUCCUCGAAAAAUAAUCAUGAUGGCAAUUUGGGAAGCAGCGAUCAUAUGAUGUCUACACAUCCUAAAGAAGAAGCAAACGAUGAAAGUGCCGCUUACCGUGACGACGACAGCUACGCCAUGGAAAUACCGACACGUCAAUUCUUGCCAGCAUACACGUCUGGUAAGCCAGACGCCGUACCUGAAGGUGAAGAGCAGCCUCCGGCUCCUCGUUUAGUCAUGCAGGCCGUUAAGCCUGACGGAGCAUGAUGGCUUGAAUAACUCUUGUAUUAUUAUUAUUACAAAAACAGCAUACACCAUACACCAUACAAAUUUUGCCAAUAUUUAACAGCUAUAUCACUAUGAUACUAUCCAUACGCAUUAUUAAAUCUCACCUAUUUUCUUGCGAAGAUUAAAGCUACGCGUUAUUUCUGAUUACA